AUGGCUAUUAGUUCGUCGGUCGCAGGUCUACGCAUAUCAGCACCCAUACCGGCAGGAACACCACUGAAGCGGCCAAUAAGUCGUUGGGAUCAAUGGAUCACAAAUCAAGCGGCAAGGCUAUACCGAUGGCACACUUCUGGGGCAGUUCACUACCGAUCAUUGGCUUCCUUACGUCCGAUCAAAGUUGUUUGCAUUUCCGAUACUCAUAGCGCCGAGCCAGAGUUACCGGAUGGUGAUAUCCUACUACACGCUGGUGACCUUUCAGAAAGGGGUACUUUUGACCAAAUCCAAGCCCAAUUGGACUGGCUGAAUAGACAACCACACCGAUACAAGGUCGUGAUUGCGGGCAACCACGACAUACUUCUCGACCCUGCUUUUGUGGACAGAUUUCCUGAACGGAUAGUUGAAGGCCCAGGGAGCUCCAGGGAGGAUUUGAAGUGGGGGGAUAUCAUUUACUUGAAUGAUAAUUCGAUAACCCUGACGUUCUACAAGGAGGCUGAUGCGUUCUCUAGCCGCGAGGUCAAGAUAUACGGGUCUCCAUGGACGCAUCAGUUCGGGAAUUGGGCUUUUCAGGUUCCCCCGAUCCGGGACAUUUGGACGGAUUCGGUACCGGAGGAUGUGGAUAUUCUACUAAUGCAUGGUCCGCCGAAAUAUCACCUCGACGCGCAUGCCCUAGGAAAUAUUUUUCUAAAUAGGGAGUUGUGUCGAGUCAAGCCCAGGUUGGCCGUGUUUGGGCAUAUCCAUGCUGGGUACGGGGAGAAAACUGUUGUUUUUGAUGAAGUGGAGCUACUUUACGCAGAACUGAGAGAUGGCAAAUGGAAAGGAUGCGUGUUGGUGAAGAUGAUCUGGAGGGUGUUGGCUGCACGACUUGCGAUGAGCGAACUUCUCAACUUCAUUCUAUCAAACGAUGAAGCUUUUAAAAGGCGCCUAGGCUCCCUCUACUCCGAUUUUCCUCUCCAACGCGAUCCGGACGGAUAUGCUAUCAAUAUAGCAGCAUGGCAGAAAGCUUUUGCCAACGCAACCCUGGCUGGGUUGAUUCCCACCCCCGCACGAGGCGCCAAACACGAUGGAAUUCACGCCGCCAAAUCACAUCACCACAAUCGUCUUGUGCUAAGCACAAGUAAUGCUCUCAGUGCAGCAUUGGAGACACGCGAAUGGGGACGACCCCUAGCUUUACAGGCAGUUAUUGAUGAAUCUCUCCGGACUGGGAACAUGAUAGCCCUUCCGGAAUUCUUGAAUAGCCCCACCAGCCCGUUCAAAAAGAGUUGGGUCCGACUGCCUCCUGCCCCAUCUCUAUCACAGAUUUUGGGUUGGGGUAUGAAGCAGGCUCGCGGCUUUAUCAUAGGGGCCGAUUACGACCAUCCUGAAACCUCGAGGAGUCUCCAAUCACAGGAUCUGGUAUUAGUGGAUAAUUUGAAGGAAGUCGAGAAGCGACUUAUGAGGGAGACACUGGCCCAUCACCACUCGGUAGUGGACAGGAUUUAUUCCAAAAAGCUAUUCCGUGUCCAAUUUGGUCAUGUUCUCGGUGGAAACACAGAAUUAUCCCCCACAGAUCUGGACGUUCUUCUCACCUUCUUGUCUCGAGAUCAAAAUUCAAUUUUAUACGAUGGAGAAACAAUAAAAUUUAAAGAUGCUGGCGACAGCUCCGUGUCCAUUACGCAAGAGGACAAGACUAUAGCAUCUCUCAAAACUUUAAUUUUUGAUAUAACAGCCCAAGUCUCAAGUCUAGAUGCAAAAAUUCGAGAUCUCACGCUCAAUGCCCAGAACGCUCUCGGCAACAAAAACAGAAUUUUGGCUCUUUCUGCUCUCCGGUCCAAAAAACUCGCAGAGCGGAAUAUGAAGCAACGGCUGGAUACAUUGUAUCAACUAGAAGAAGUUUACGCUAAAAUCGAACAAGCUGUGGACCAAGUGGAUAUCAUAAGGAUCAUGGGAGCCAGUACUGGCGUACUUCGAGGUUUGAACGAACAGGUCGGAGACAUAGAAACGGUCGAAGAUGUCGUCGAGGAGCUAAGAAAGGAGAUGGCGAAUGUUGAUGAAGUCGGCAAUAUCAUUAGCGAGACUGCUCCAUCCUUGAACCGGAGGAGAGGGCAAAGAUCGAGAAGAUGCAGUCCACCUCAAAGGUAUCAUCUACUGCUCAGUCGGACGCCGAACUAG
Uncinocarpus reesii 1704 is the source of this 2154-nucleotide messenger RNA. RefSeq lists its product as uncharacterized. The record is from RefSeq and is a predicted model, not a curated record. Gene Ontology annotation, biological process: vacuolar transport. Gene Ontology annotation, molecular function: hydrolase activity. The transcript has 7 exons. The coding region runs from base 1 to 2154 and encodes 717 amino acids. NCBI's taxonomy places the organism in Eukaryota, Fungi, Ascomycota, Eurotiomycetes, Onygenales, Onygenaceae.